AUGACAACCGACCCAAACAAACUCUCGACAGCCUUCUCAAACACCCCGCUAGCCCACCACGGCCAGAAAUGGUCCUCCUUCUGGGAAGAGAAAUUCACCCCCUGGGACCGCGGCGGACCCUCCCUAGCCCUCCUCGACAUCCUCACCACCCGCCCAGACCUCAUCCCGCCUCCCCCUGCCCCAUCAUCCCCAGAACACCAACAACAACAGGAUUCCCCACAGAAGCCAACGGCCCUCGUUCCCGGGUGCGGUAAAGGUCACGACGCCCUCCUCCUAGCAAACCUAGGCUAUGACGUCCUCGGCCUAGACUUUUCACCUACUGCUAUUGACGAGGCAAAGGAGAACCAAAAGGCUGUAGUUGCUGCCGCCGCCGCCACCGGGGAUGGAGAUGGAGCAGAGCCGGACGUGAACGCCAUCCGCCAACCCAACGGCGCCGAGUCCGGUUCCGUAACGUGGCUCUCGGGCGACUUCUUCUCAGAUUCGUGGCUUGAGGCGUGGCCGCGCGAGAACAAGACUUUUGACCUCAUCUUUGAUUAUACUUUCCUCUGCGCCCUCCCCCCCACAGCACGCCCCCAAUGGUCCUCCCGCAUAUCCUCCCUCCUAAACCCAUCCACAGGCCGCCUCAUCUGCCUAGAAUUCCCGUCCGGCAAACCCCUUUCCCAGCCGGGACCGCCGUGGGGCUUGAACCCGGAUAUCUACCUCGCCCUGCUUACCCGCCCCGGCCAACCCUUCACGUUCUCGUCUUCGACGCAGGCGGGCGACGAGGCAGACGUCGUCGUCGUCCCGGCUCCGAGCGAGGACGGUGCCGGCCUGAAGCGGUUGGCGCUCGUCAAACCUGCCAGGACGCAUCGCGCUGGUAUGAAUGAGGAUGGCUCGGUUCGCGAUUGGGUUCAUGUCUGGAGUCACUAA
Messenger RNA from Colletotrichum godetiae, 909 nucleotides. Its product is annotated as S-adenosyl-L-methionine-dependent methyltransferase. The transcript has 2 exons. The record is from RefSeq and is a predicted model, not a curated record. The coding region runs from base 1 to 909 and encodes 302 amino acids. Lineage: Eukaryota; Fungi; Ascomycota; Sordariomycetes; Glomerellales; Glomerellaceae. Gene Ontology annotation, molecular function: S-adenosylmethionine-dependent methyltransferase activity.